Messenger RNA from Panicum hallii, 888 nucleotides. Its product is annotated as putative invertase inhibitor. Bases 396 to 854 code for a protein of 152 amino acids. The transcript is spliced from 2 exons. Gene Ontology annotation, molecular function: enzyme inhibitor activity. Lineage: Eukaryota; Viridiplantae; Streptophyta; Magnoliopsida; Poales; Poaceae. The record is from RefSeq and is a predicted model, not a curated record.
AGUGUGAAAGUAAAAGGAAAGAAAGAAAACAUGCAUGCAUGCAUGGUCCAACAGCUGCACAGCAGGUUAACAAACAAUGCAUUCGAUCCCAAUGCAAUCAAUUAUUUCAACUGCUCUGCAACCAAAUUCGACAAGAACGGCACUGCAACAAACCUGGCCGGCAUUCAGUUGCAAUCCGGCUGAGGACUCGCAAGCAGUUGCAUGCAACCCUGAGAGACAAAGAGGUUGCUUCCACGCUUGCUUGAGCCGGCCACCUGGACUGGUCUGGCGUGAUGGAAUCAAAUCGACACGUACGGCAAGUGCAAACGAGGAAGCAAGGAAACAGUUAGUUUUCUUUCCUUCUUGUCGGAACUGAAUGCCAAACUAGCUGCUAGUUGCAGGGCGCCUCGGCCGACAUGGUAGAGGACACCUGCGAAAGAUGCAGCCGGAGCGACCCCAAGGUGAACUACACCCUCUGCAUCUCAUCUCUUUCCCAGGACCCUCAGAGCAGGCAGGCAGACCUCCACGGGCUCGCCAUGGUUUCGGCCAAGCUCGUGAGGUCAGGUGCGGUGAGCAUGGAAGCCAGGUUCGCCGAGCUCAGCAAGGAGGAGGCGCCACUGACCCCCAGAAAGUCCUGUCUCGAGGCGUGCGUGUGGCUGUACCUCAACUCGCUGUACGACCUCGACACCUCCAUCGCAGCCAUCGACGAGAGAAGGUACCCGGACGCCAAGACAUCCAUGAGCGCCACCAUCGACGCGCCGACCACCUGUGAGGAUGCAUUCAAGGAGCAGGGCUUCGAGCCACCCUUGAGAGCGGAGAACAACAACCUGUUUCAACAGGCGGUCAUCUCCCUCGCCAUCGUAUCCCUACUAUGAUCACUACUUACUCCCUCGCCAUCGUCUAUGUAUG